AUGGAAGACACAACUAAACAUGCAAAAGGCACACACAAAACUGAGCGCCAUCCUUACCAAAAUGCCAACUUUUUAUCAAAAAUAUUUUACAUAUGGAUGCUACCAAUCUUUAAAGUAGGUUUAAAAAAAGACCUAAACGAAGAAGACCUGCUACCUCCCCUCAAAUCGCACAAUGCUCAAGACCUAGGCGAUAAACUAGAAGCCUCAUGGAAAUAUGAAAUUACCAACAGAAAAAAUCCAUCCCUAUGGAGAGCUAUAUGGAGGGUUUAUUGGAAAGAUAUAAUUUUCACUGGUUGUAUAUGGAUCAUUUGGGAAACUUUCAUAAAAUCCUCUCAACCUUUAUGCAUGUCAAAGUUCCUUGAAUAUUACCGACCAGGCUCGACAAUGUCCUCAGACGAAGUAUACAUCUACGCCGGCCUAAUAAUCCUAAUGUUAUUCUUGCAAGUCGUCGUAGGCCACUAUUACCUUCUCAAUAUUCUACAAUUAGGUUUAAAAAUACGCCUAUCAACAUCAUCCUUGAUCUACAGAAAAGCUUUAAGACUAAGCAAAUCGUCUUUGGCGCAAACAACCAUUGGACAAAUGGUAAAUAUUCUAUCGAAUGAUGUUAGCCGCUUUGACGCAGCCAUGGUCCAGUUUCACAGUUUAUGGUACAGCCCGAUUCAAGCAUUUGUAGUGAUGGGCUUAUGCUACGCUUAUUUGGGAGUCACUGCCAUGACUGGUGUGAUUUUGUUGGUAUUAUGUAUACCUUUUCAAAUGUGGAUGGCCAAAAAAGUCUCAACGUUUCGUCAUAAAACUGCUAUAAGAACAGAUGAACGAAUUCGCCUAAUGAACGAAAUUAUAUCUGGAAUUCAAGUUAUUAAAAUGUACACUUGGGAAAAACCUUUUGCCAAAUUAGUUGAAUUAAGUCGAAGAAAAGAAAUCAAUCAAAUCCGCAACAUCUCCUAUAUCCGAGCCGCUGUAGGCUCCCUGAAUCUAUUUUUAAACAGAUGCGCCAUUUAUCUUUGCCUUCUAACUUUAGUUCUUACAGGCCAAGUGCCUACAGCUCAACACGUUUACACUUUAAUUACUUUUUAUAAUCUCCUGCAAUAUGCAAUCACUAUUUACUUUCCUCAAGGCAUUACACAACUUGCUGAAGUCAGUAUAUCCAUCAAGAGGAUACAUACGUUCCUAACUUAUGGUGAAACUGAUAAUGGUAAUGAAAAUUUAGUGCAUACUUCAACCAAAUUGGGUGUUAUAAUAAAUAAAGCUUCAGUAAAAUGGACCGACACCCAAUUAGAUGAUACUUUACAUGAUAUUUCUUUAAACUUGGACCAUAAUCAAUUGAUUGCAGUGGUUGGCCCAGUGGGAAGUGGCAAAACAACCCUGCUCCACCUUAUAUUAAAAGAACUAACCCUGACAAAGGGCACUUUAUAUGUAUCUGGAAAAAUUUCCUAUGCCUCACAAGAGCCAUGGCUUUUUGUAGGAAGUGUACGUCAAAAUAUUACAUUUGGGCAAGAAUUCAAUCCCAAAAAGUAUCAAGAAGUAAUCAAAGUCUGCGCGUUGGAACGUGACUUUGCUCUUUUUCCUUUCGGAGAUAAAACAAUAGCCGGCGAAAGAGGCGUAACGUUGAGCGGAGGCCAAAAAGCCAGAAUCAAUUUGGCUAGAGCCAUCUACAAAGAGGCUGACAUUUAUUUGCUGGAUGAUCCAUUGUCAGCUGUAGAUGCCCAUGUAGGCCGUCACAUUUUUGAUCAAUGUAUUUCUGGAUAUUUGAAAAAUAAAGCAGUCGUUUUGGUCACUCAUCAACUUCAAUAUCUUCACAAUGUCGAAAUGAUUUAUUUAAUUGAAAAUGGUCGCAUACAAGCAAAUGGGACCUAUGAGGAUUUACAAAAAUCUGAUAAGGAAUUCACUAAGCUUUUACAUGAAAAAGAAGAUGAUGAUGAAGAAAAAGUUGGUAAUAGGGAUAAUGAUGAGGAUAAAAAUUAUGAUGAUGGCAAAGAAGAACCAAAACUGCUACAAGAGAAUAGAGGUGUUGGUAAUAUUGCUUGGGACGUUUAUAGGAGUUACAUUUUUGCUGGAGCACAUUGGUGCAAGAUAAUUGCACUACUUUCAGGAUUUGUUUUGUGCCAGACUGCUGCAAGUCUUACCGAUUAUUUUCAGACAUUUUGGGUAAAUUUGGAACAAAAACGUGCAGAAGAGUUCAAUCAAAACCAGACAGUGGAUUCUUUAGAUGAGAAUCAAAAACCAUUUUGGGCUAUUUUCUUUAUGGAAGAAAAUUGCUUAUACGUCUACAGCAUCCUGAUACUUCUAACAAUAUUAAUGACUUUAACUAGAUCGUUUACAUUCUACAGAUUUUGCAUUAAAGCCUCGCUGAGGCUGCACAAUAAUAUGUUUAACAAAAUCGUCUAUGCGACAAUGAGAUUUUUCAAUACAAAUCCUUCUGGGAGAAUUUUGAACAGGUUUUCCAACGACAUGGGGGCUAUUGAUGAACAAUUGCCGUUAAUUUUCAUGGAAACCAUUCAAAUUUUCUUUAUGGUUGGAGCUACCCUGGCAGUAAUCGGAAGCCUCAAUCCUUGGAUGUUUUUGCCUACUGUGAUAAUAUUUGUGAUUUUUUAUUUGCUUCGAAUAAUUUACCUCAGGACUAGUCGAGAUGUUAAACGUUUGGAAGGAACUACUCGCAGUCCAAUUUAUCUUCAUUUGAACGCUUCGCUGCAAGGCUUGACCACCAUCAGAGCGUUUGGAGUACAGAAAACUUUACAAAAAGAGUUCGACAAUUACCAAAACCAAAACGCAGCCGCUUGGUUUACGUUUGUUGGUUGCGCUAGAAGCUUUGGACUCUGGUUGGAUUUGCAUUGCGUUGUUUAUGUCGGUUUGGUGACUAUCAGCUUCUUUUUCGUAAAAACUGAAAUCUUUGGUGGUAAUGUUGGCCUAGCAAUAACCCAAGCCCUAAGUCUCACUGGUAUGUUUCAAUGGGGCAUGAGACAAUGGAGCGAACUAGAAAACAGAAUGACUUGCAUUGAAAGGAUUAAAGAAUAUGCGGAUGUGGUACCGGAAAGUGAAAAAGUUACCAAGGAACCACCGAAAUCCUGGCCGGAAAAAGGAGAAAUUAAAUUUGAAAAGUUGUGCUUGAAAUAUGAUGUUAACGAGCCUUAUAUUUUGAAGAAUUUAAGUUUUGCUAUUAGGAGCAAUGAGAAAGUUGGUAUUGUUGGUAGAACUGGGGCAGGAAAAUCGUCUAUUAUUGCUGCACUUUUUAGAUUAGCUGACAUUGAUGGAAAAAUCAUCAUUGACGACAUGGAUAUCAAAUUGAUUUCAUUAAAUAAACUAAGAUCAACAAUUUCAAUAAUACCACAAGAACCAGUAUUAUUUUCUGGAAGCUUAAGAAAAAAUUUGGACCCAUUCGAUUUAUACAAGGACGAAAUUCUAUGGAGUGCCUUAGACGAAGUUGAACUCAAAGGAGUAGUAAAAGACUUACCUCAAGGCCUGGAAACUCGUAUGUCAGAAGGCGGUGCAAAUUUCAGCGUGGGUCAGCGCCAGCUAGUAUGCCUAGCACGCGCCAUCGUCAGGAACAACAAAAUCCUAAUCUUGGACGAAGCUACUGCAAAUGUGGACCCUCAAACUGAUGCGCUCGUCCAGUCGACCAUACGCCGCAAAUUUUCCGAUUGUACGGUACUAACAAUCGCCCAUCGAUUGCAUACGAUAAUGGAUUCCGACAAGGUUUUGGUGAUGGAUGCGGGCAAAUCUGUAGAGUUUGGUCAUCCGUUUGAGUUGUUGCAAAAGGAAGGGGUGUUUCACGGGUUGGUCAAGCAAACUGGUAAAGCUACUAUGGAUAAUUUGAGUGCAAUUGCUAGAAAGAGCUAUGAUGUAUAUAAGUUGAAGGAGCAACGAAGCUGUUGA
Messenger RNA from Ceutorhynchus assimilis (cabbage seed weevil), 3870 nucleotides. Lineage: Eukaryota; Metazoa; Arthropoda; Insecta; Coleoptera; Curculionidae. The record is from the annotation of a GenBank genome assembly.